AUGGCCUUUUUGAAGUACGCUCUUCCCGCCCUGGCGGCGAGUCAACUUGCUCUCGGUUCCUCCUGUGGUGAGGGCAAGACCAUUAAAAUCUCCAGCCAGAGCGACAUCGAUGGCUACAGCUCGUGCAAGACCCUCAAGGGUGAUGUCGAAAUCUCCGAGAAGGUCGCCGACACCCUGUCCUUCAACAACGUCGAGAAGAUCACCGGUGGUUUCAGCUGCACUGGUGCUAGCAACCUUACCUCUCUGACUGCCCCCAACCUCGGCGAGAUCGGCGACACCUUCAAGCUCGAUGGCCUUACUGGUCUCUACACUCUCAACUUUGGCGCUCUGAGCAGCGUUGGUAGCAUCAAGUUCACUGCUCUUCCCCAGCUGCAGAAGCUUGAGUUCGCCACUGGUAUCUCUGAGGCUGGCAACGUUGCCAUCACCAACACUGGUCUGUCCAGCCUUGACGGUAUCUCCCUCAACAAGGUUGGUGACUUCGACAUCACUGAGAACACCAACCUCAAGACUGUCAACGUCAACAACCUGACCGAGGCCACCGGUCUCAUCAACUUCGCUGGUAACAUGGACUCUCUCGAAAUCGAGCUCCCCAACCUCGCCAGCGGUACCAACAUGACCUUCCGUAACGUCAGCAGCGUUUCCGUGCCCUCUCUCCACAACUUGACCGGUCAGAUGGGUUUCUGGGGUGACAGCUUCAAGACCUUCAGUGCCCCCAACCUCACCGAGACCGGUGACCUUGCUUUCAACAACAACGCUAAGCUCUCCAACCUCAGCAUGCCUCAGCUCGAGACUGUCAACGGUGGUUUCCAGAUCAUGCGUAACGACAAGCUUGCCAACAUCUCUUUCCCUAGUCUCGAGACCAUCACUGGUGCUAUUGACUUUAGCGGUGCUUUUGACAACGUCGACAUCCCCGAAUUGAGCAACGUCAAGGGUGGUUUCAACAUGCAGAGCACUGGUGACUUCGACUGCGACGGUUUCGACAAGAAGCACAAGGACAAGGUUAUCCGUGGUUCGUACACUUGCUCCGCCAAGAAGUCCAACCCCAAGAGCAAGAACGGCCAGUCUGGUACUUCCAGCGGCACCUCUUCUGCUGCUUCUGGCACUUCUACUUCGAGCGAGGGUGCUGCCCCUGCCAACAUUGCCAAUGUUCCCGCCAUGGGAAUGGCUGCAAUCUUUGGUGCUCUCCUCCAGCUUGCUAUGUAA
Molecule: messenger RNA, 1203 nt
Organism: Aspergillus ruber CBS 135680
Lineage: Eukaryota; Fungi; Ascomycota; Eurotiomycetes; Eurotiales; Aspergillaceae
Gene: ecm33
Product: GPI-anchored protein Ecm33
Exons: 3
Coding region: 1-1203 (400 amino acids)
Biological process (GO): fungal-type cell wall organization
Cellular component (GO): plasma membrane; fungal-type cell wall
Source: RefSeq, a predicted model, not a curated record